AUGUCAGGUAGUGUUUCUGAUUCAAAAUCUUCGGAACUGUUUAAUUCUACUUUUUAUUCAUCAAACUCAAUAAAUACACUCGACCAUGCGAGGACCUUUAGAAAUUCUUUGAUAUUGAAAGAGAUGUCCGAUCAAAGUCUAACUUCAUCUAUUGAACCAAAAAAAUUGUUGCCUGAUGAAAAUGCAGAAAGCUCGAUUUUGCAGCGAUCAUUUAAAGAGGAUUCUACAGGAAACUCAGAAGUACAAACUGUAAAUAUGACAACCUCCCCCUCAUUGAGUGCAUUGGCUGAUAUUCUGAACGAAAGAUCAAAGUAUGCUGACCAAAAAACUAAAAAUGCACAAAAUAUCGAAUCUUCCAUUAUCGAAGAAGAAGAAGGGGAUGACGAGGAGCAAAGAAAUGUAUUUAACUAUGACGAGAAACUAACUGGUUCCAGACUUGGUAUACCAGAGGAAGCAAAUAAAAAUUUCUCAGCGGCUUCUCCAAACCUUAUCGACAUCGACGGUUCCAGUAAUAUCCAAGUUACUUCUUCCAAUUUACGCUCUUUCGAGGAACCAGACUUUUUAUCCACUCCUAAGGUCAGACCGGAUUUUCAAAAACAGCCAAGCAAAGUUGAUAUACAACCUGCGAUUGUUGAGCAGAACAUUCCACCAGCCACGCUCGAAGACAGCUAUAUCACAUAUCCAAAAACAUAUCCAAAAACUAAGGAUACAACACACAAUACACGGCCAUUACCUACUCCAAAAAAAUUGUAUAAUCCGAAAGUUCGUACAAAAAACCUGGAGACACGAAAAUAUACCGAUUCCUCAGCACAAAGGACAACGUCAGCCGGCUCUGUUCUCGAGGAAACCUCUGUACAUAAAAAGAAGAAAAGUAUCUUUUCUUUUCUUAAGAGGAAAGAACCAAAGGCUGUUAUUAGCAAUAGUAGUAUACCAAAUGACAAAAAAAAUACAUCAAAUGGCAAAAAUAAGAUGUCAUCGUCAAGUACAUUCUCAAUGAGCAAUCAAACUCCCUUAAAUACCCCUGAAAAACUCAAGAAGAAGUCGCAUAGUAGCAGUAGUAUUUUUAAUUCUUUUCUCAAGGGCAAAAUUGAGACGCCUGAUCCACCACGAAAGGAACCGAUAACGCACAAAAAAAGAACUCCGAAGUCUAAAGAGAAGAAACAAGAUACAGAACCGACACUUGAUACCACUUCAGCAUCGUCCAUUGAAUCACCCCUUUUAAGAAAAACCGACAAUGCACCUAUGAAAGCAAGUCAUGUAACGAAAUCAAUUGAUCAAAGAAAACCCACUCCAUUAAAUAUGGAUCUUAUACUGGGAGGCAAUGAAUACCAGGAAAAUGGCCUCCCACAAAAACAACCAAGAGAAAACAAUGUUGUUAGUAAUGACCUUCCAUUACCAUCCAAGGAUAAUUUAUUAUCACUAGACUAUGAAGCUCCCUCACCAGCAUUUUCAAAGCACGAUACAGGCGAAGUCCUAUUCCCCAAAUUUCUAGAUAGCCAUGAAGUCGACUCGAUCGUUUCUUUAGAAAGGACAAGGUCUACAAAGUCUAACAAGAGAAGUUCGAUGAACUCGCAAAGAAGGUCAUUGACAGACACGCUAUCAAUCAAAGCACAAAGUGAGGGAAUGUUUAUUACUGAAGCAUCUUCAGUUAUAUUAUCUACUCCAGAUUUGACGAAGUCCCCAGCUAGUAGCAUUUUGAAGAAUGGGAGAUUUGAAUGCCCUGAAAAUUUCUCCAGAGAAUACUCUUACGAAGGGAACACAAACGAAGAGCGCAACAACUUGAAUAGUAGAAAUGACGACAUCCAAUCAAAAAAUGAUGAUGUAUUCUUGAGUUCCAUAGAACGAAAAUUUGAUCAAUUGGUGAUGGCUUCUGAUGAAGAAAAAACUGAAGUUGAGAGGGAGGUGUCAAAACCAAAAAAAGAAUAUGCAGAGUACGCUUCUGAGGGUCAAAAUCGUUAUGCAGAUGAUGACAAUGAAUUGAUUUCGGAUAUAAUGGAAUUCGCAAGUUUUAUUAAUUUUGGAGACGAUGACCUCAAUUUAGAUCUAGACUUGGGGAGUACAGAAGUCUCGUAUAAGGCAGAAAACCGUGGAUUCAUCGGCAAGGAUAACAUAUAUAGCUCUGCUUUUGAGUUUGACCCGAGGAAUAACAAAGAGACCGUUCAGACAGGAAAAAAAACUCAGUCUUAUCUUGCUGACAAAAAUUUCACUACACGCGAAGAAGAGCAUCAAGAUGAAUUACCAACGUACGCACAAGAUUACAGAGUAAUGAACAAUAAUGAUUUUGAGAAUGAAGAUUUCAACGACCACACAAUGACUCCUGCAGAGGUGACCCCCAGAAAUAAUGCAUACUUACCGGAAUUCGAAGCCAAUAGACCUGUUUCUAUGUCCUUUAAGGGACUUAGAGCCCCAAGAAUGAGCACUUCUUUUAUUGAUUCCAUGACACCCGACUCUCCUGUGAAAUCAGAUUUAACCAGUCUAGGAGAGAUGAAUGUAAAAGAUAUAAAUGGCGAAGGCGUUAGAUUCUCGUCACAGAUAAUUCUUUACGACACAUAUGGAGAAUUUGAAUAUGAUAGGCACCCAGAAAUUUCAACUUGUAACCAACUUACCCCCCAGCUGGCUCAAAUGAUCAAACUGGAAUUGAAUGAAUUGAAGAGCGCAAUGGAAGUACACGACGAUUCAAGAUGCUAUACACACUUUUAUUGA
Molecule: messenger RNA, 2703 nt
Organism: Saccharomyces kudriavzevii IFO 1802
Lineage: Eukaryota; Fungi; Ascomycota; Saccharomycetes; Saccharomycetales; Saccharomycetaceae
Gene: BNI4
Product: Bni4p
Exons: 1
Coding region: 1-2703 (900 amino acids)
Biological process (GO): actin cytoskeleton organization
Molecular function (GO): actin binding
Source: RefSeq, a predicted model, not a curated record